Ceraceosorus bombacis is the source of this 3408-nucleotide messenger RNA. The record is from the annotation of a GenBank genome assembly. NCBI's taxonomy places the organism in Eukaryota, Fungi, Basidiomycota, Exobasidiomycetes, Ceraceosorales, Ceraceosoraceae.
AUGGCUCUCAAGACCGCCCUCCAUCUGCGUGGUCGAUCAUCCAACGACAUCCACGGCAGCGUUUUGCCCACAGACCAUCGUACAAGCCCGCCCGUUUCCCCUGCUCCGUCUGGCACCAACACGCCAUCACGUAGUCAGUCGCUUUCACGUGGCGCUGUGGAUGCUGACGAGCCGGAUCUGACUGGUCGACAGCCCAAGCGCUCGAGCUCGUUUGGUCGUGGUCUAGGCUUGAGCGCACUCGCAGGCCUCAGCAAAGCGACGGACUCGGUGCAAUUGCCAGCAUUUGCUCGCCGUUCGGGACAUGGCAGCAAUGCAAGCGACGGUCUCAGAACGCCCCCCGCCUCUUCUGCGCAAUCGAAUGGGUUUUUGAGCGCGCAUCAAGCUCCUCCAAACGGAUCAGUAGCCGCUGUCGGCAAUCCGGAUCCUGGUCACAUUGCUCAGUUCAGUCUUCGUCUGAGCGAGCUGGUCAACAAGGCGUUUCAGCCCAUUGCCACGACAUCGCCGCCAGCUGCAAGUUUGAGCGCUGCUGUUGGCGCCGUCGCGGGAUCAACUCGUGGCGCCCCGUUGGCACCGCCGCUAUCUGCCGUCACAUAUGAUCGUCGACUGCUUCCCCUCGCCGCACGCGUUCAAGAGCUGGCCAAAUUGGUCACUUCUGAGCUUCGCUACGCCGCUGGCAUCGACGACUACUUGUUGCGAGCCGUCAGUCGCGCAGCACUCAAAGCGCUCAGUCUGUUCGUCGAUCGCAUGGAUGCGCUCCUAGUCUCGGCUGCAAGAGACGUCGGUGCAUCCUUUGUACCUCUCAACGCAAAAGACGGAGCCCAGCCGCCAGCAGCCAUGGAGUACAAUCUUGGUCUCGUCGCUCUGCUCUGGAUCGUCGAAGAUGGCCUCGAACGCUGCGUCGAGGGCGAUGAUCGCGCAGGUGCGACCCAUGUGCUCAGCUUCGAUCCACUGCCGGCAUUUGUUGCCGAGAUUCUUGCCCCUGUACGCCAGCGCAUGGAGAGAUCCAUUCUGCACAUUGUCAAUCCUCUACUGGCCAAUCUCAAAAUCGGUCUCAUCGGCUCCAUCGCCCAAGCGGUGCCAACGCCAUUUGACCGCACAGCGUCGUACCUGAGCGUUGGAGUAGGUGCAGCCACAUCGACCACCACCAUUCACUCUCCAGCUCCAGCAAAGGGUGGAUCGGCGCAAGGCCCGAUAUGGGCAAAGGACUUUGAGGGUCGCAUGGAAGGCGCUCGACGCUUGCUCCUGCCCCGGCUAGAGGCGCGAUGCGGUCUGGAUGGCGAAGGAUGGUACGUGAGCCUGGCUGUCCAGACGAUCUGGAAAGGCUUGCUUCGCCUCACGGCAAGGCCCAUGCCUCCGCCUGCAUCUCUUGUGGAUCCUUCGUGCAGCAGGCCGAGCGUCGAUGACGCCAGCAAGACGCGCAAUCCCACUCCCGCGCAAUUAACGUCAGCUCUGAAGGUGGUUGCUGGUGUUGCCCGGGGUAGGAAACGUGAAGAUGCGGUCGCUUCCUCUGGACGCGCAACUCCUGCUGCGAUGCUCGAUGCGGCGCACGAAUCUCCACCGCUGAAGCCAGCAAGCUCGCCUCCCCACGCCUCGAAAUCACUUUACGAGCAAGGAGCUGGCAGUCCGCUGGCACCUCCACAGACUGUGUGCGCACGCGCAUCCGCCCUGCAAGCAGCCGACUUUGUCGCAUUCGAGCGAUGCAUGCAAGGCUACGCGCAGGGCUUCGCGCCGACCGCGCCAGGGCCGAGGUUGCCACCAACCAGCGCGCCCAAAGCCGAUAUCGUCGCUCUCGAGGACGACGACGCUGAUAGCGAGGGCGACGACUCGGAUGCGGAUGAGCUCGCCCGAGCGGCUCUGGCAGAAGCGCUGCAGGCCAUCAGGUCCUGUGCUGUUGUGGCUGCUCACCUCGACAGCCAUCCUCUCGCGGUGCUCAACGUCCUGCGCACGGCGCGAAGUUGCCAAGCAGGAGAGGCUCAGCCAUCCACUUCGAGCGGCAUUUCCACACCCACGAGCGCCUCGACUGCGCCUGCUGAAGUCUGCCGAGCGUUGAAGGCGAUUCCGCCGCUGCUGCUCCUGCAUCUAGUGUAUGCUCGCAUGCCUCGCUCAUCCGUGUUUGACAAUGGACAACGAGGCGUGAACGACGAGGCGAUCCCGCGGAUACCAUCGCCGCCCGAGCUCUUUGGCCUAUCUUGGACCGACUAUUCGAAAGCUCUUGGCGGGUUUGCCAGCGGAGAGACUUGGGCCUCGGCUUGUGCAUCUGGUUGGUCCGAUGGGAUCGAGGGAGCGUGGAAAGCUUGCAGCACAAAAGUGGCGCAGUUGGAGGCCGCUCUAAGACAAGCUCAAUCCGAGCUCACCAAAUCGCAGAUCAAUGCGAACGCUCCCGAAAAUAUGGCGCAGCCAACCUCGCCUGGCUUGCGUCAGGGUCUCCCGGAGGCUGCGCAACGCACAAAGAACGCAGAACCGGCGUCGAGUCACAUGAGCGCAGCAAGUACUCCAGCGUUGAGCAGACAGUCAUCCGUCGCGGAACACAGCGACCAUUCCGUGGAUACGCCAGACAGCAUGACACUUUCCAUGUCUGCUCUGGAUGCGCAGCAGGGCCGCGGCGAGCCGCUUCAACAGCCGGGAGAUGCCUCUGCCGGGGUCGCGCCUGGCUUUUCUCACCUCACCUCGGUGAUUUCUGCUCCUGGCAUGGCCACGGGAGCCAAAGGGCCGCGCUGGAAUCUGCUCAAACGAUCGCAGCUCGGCAAGACUGGUCGCGAUGCUGCCGGUACCGCCGUCAAUGGUAGCUCUUCGCCCAGCCCUGAGCAAAGCCCACCCUUUGGUCCUGCGGGCGACGGCAGCGCUACGACCACCUCGAGCGCCGCACAUGGCGAGGGCAACGCUCGACGCACUCCAUUCUGGCGAACAAGCUCGACAGGUCACCAAGCAGGCUUGCAUCUAGGUGCUAACCAGCCGCACGAGAAUGGGACUACAGGCAAAGCGCACGCACCGACAGCUUUUCGCAUUCCUGGCCUAUCUUCUGCAUCCAGAUCUCACUCUCCUCGUGGCAAGGUCGAUGGCGCCACGUCUCCUGGUCUUAUGACCGAGCUAUCUUUGGAGGCGCUGGACAGCGAUUCCAGGCGCGUUUCGGGCGAUCACCUUUAUCCAGCAACUCAAAAAGCUCAAGAGAGUAUCGCCCACCUCGGCGCAGAGAAAGCUGCCGUGCAGACCGAGCUCGCAUCGCUCGACUUGCUCGCACGGACGGCCGAGUUCGUAUCACGUUCAAAAGCGGCACUGACUCAAGGCGUUGCGGACGUUGCUUUGACCAUCGGCACACCCGCACUGGACUCGCAAGUGGCGUCAGCACCAAGUGUAUCCACCGCACCCGUCGACCCUCGACUCUCUAAAUUACGCUUUGCGGAACAGUGA